Drechmeria coniospora is the source of this 1719-nucleotide messenger RNA. Its product is annotated as putative DIP5-glutamate and aspartate permease. The record is from RefSeq and is a predicted model, not a curated record. The transcript is spliced from 2 exons. Lineage: Eukaryota; Fungi; Ascomycota; Sordariomycetes; Hypocreales; Ophiocordycipitaceae. Gene Ontology annotation, cellular component: membrane. Gene Ontology annotation, biological process: amino acid transmembrane transport. Gene Ontology annotation, molecular function: amino acid transmembrane transporter activity. The coding region runs from base 1 to 1719 and encodes 572 amino acids.
AUGGACGCUGAUGGCAUCCACGCCCGUCAUGGGCACGGCCACGCCCACGGCAACGAUGCCGAGAAGGGCAGCUUCCAGCACAAGGACGCCUACGACACGUCGGAUAUCCGCGGCCUCGAGACGUCGGAGGAUACGUCGUUGCACCGCGGUCUCAAGGCUCGUCACAUCACCAUGAUUGCCAUCGGUGGCGCCCUCGGCACCGGUCUCAUCAUCGGCACCGGCAAGGCCCUCGCCCAGGCCGGCCCCGGCUCGCUCUUCAUCUCGUACACCUUCGUCGGUUCCCUCGUCUUCAUCAUCAUGGCCGGUCUCGGUGAGAUGGCUGCCUGGAUGCCCCUCAGCGCCGGCUUCACCGGUUACGCCUCUCGAUACUGCCACCCCUCUCUCGGAUUUGCCCUCGGAUGGACUUAUUGGUUCAAGUACAUAAUAGUCACGCCAAACCAGCUUACUGCCGCCUCUCUCGUCAUCCAGUAUUGGGUCCCCCGCGAUAAAGUCAAUCCGGGUGUCUUCGUCGCCAUCUUCCUCGUCGCCAUCUUUUGCAUCAACUACUUUGGUGGCAUCAAGUUCUUCGGCGAGUUUGAGUUCUGGCUGUCGUCCUUCAAGGUCGUCGUCGUCGUCGGCAUCAUCCUCUUCGCCCUCAUCAUCGCCGCCGGCGGUGGUCCCAACGGUGACGCCCCUGGCUUCCGCUACUGGAGCAACCCGGGCGCCUUCGCCGAGCUCUACGCCACCGGUCCCCUCGGCAGGUUCAUCGGUUUCUGGUCCGUCAUGGUCAACGCCACCUUUGCCUACCUCGGUACCGAGCUGGUCGGUGUCACGGCCGCCGAGGCCCAGAACCCGCGCCGGUCCAUCCCCAAGGCCAUCAAGCUCACCUUCUUCCGCAUCCUCUUCUUCUACUGCCUCAGCGUCCUUCUCGUCGGCAUGAUCGUCCCCUACAACUCGCCCGAUCUCGCCUUCGCCAACAAGAAGGACACGUCGGCCAACGCGUCGCCCUUCGUCGUUGCCGCCACCCUCGCCGGCGUCAAGGUCCUGCCCCACAUCCUCAACGCCUGCAUCAUCAUCUUCGUCUUCUCCGCCGCCAACUCGGACUUGUACAUUGCCAGCCGUACACUCUACGGUCUUGCCAGCGACCGCGCCGCCCCGGCCAUCUUCCGCCGCACCGACAAGCGCGGUGUUCCCUACCCGGCCCUCAUCGUCUGCACCGCCAUUGCCUGCCUCGCCUUCAUGGUGGUGUCCAACGACUCGAAGAAGGUGUUCGGCUACUUCGUCAACCUGACGACCAUCUUCGGCAUCCUCACCUGGAUCUCCCUCCUCGUCACCUACAUCCACUUCCUCAAGGGACGCCGGGCCCAGAACAUCCCCGACAGCGCCAUGCCCUACGUCGCCCCCCAGGGCCUCAUCGGCACCUACGUCGCCCUCUUCUUCUGCUGCCUCAUUGCCCUGACCAAGAACUUCAACGUCUUCAUCCACCACGGCGACGUUGAGUUCGACUACAAGGAGUUCCUCACGGGCUACCUCGGCAUCCCCAUCUACCUCGCCCUCAUCUUCGGCCACAUGCUGGUCACCAAGAGCCGCGGCAUCGCGCCCCACCAGGUCGACUUCUUCACCGGCAAGGACAUCAUCGACCACGAGGAGGCCGUCUUCGUCGAGCAGAAGGCAGCCAAGGACGCGGCCGCCACGGGCUGGAGCAAGUUUUACAACCGCUACGUCUCUUGGUUGUUUUAG